AUGGAGCAAAUAAACAAUAUAUCACAAGUGACAGCAUUUAAUUCAAACAGUUUAUUAACUAUCUUUCAUUUUGAAGGUCUUUCUAAUGAAGUUAUCUAUGAAAUUUUUGAAUAUCUGGAUUUUUUUCAUAUUUAUGAAAUUUUCUUCAAUCUUAAUACAUGUUUUCGAAAUCUUCUUAUCAGUUCAACUCUUCCUAUUAAAAUCAAUCUUUCAUCUUUAUCAAAAUCAAAUUUUGAAUAUUAUUAUAGAAAUAUUAUUAUUCCUUAUCAACAUCGAAUUCAAUCAUUUUAUUUAUCAAAUUUAAUUAUUGUCGAUGUAUUCCUUUCCUCGUUUUCUCUAAUACCAAAAUUAAUUCAACUUCAAACACUUAUUAUUGAUAAAAUUCAAUCAAAAUAUCUUAAUAAUUUUCUUAAUGAUUUAUUCUUCCUACCUCAUCUAUCUUCAUUAGUACUUAUUUGUAAGAAUUAUGUUCCAAAUAGAAAUAACUUUUAUAAACAAGUAUUUCGUUUAUCUUCCCUAAAAUAUUGUAAAUUAUCAAUACAUGCACUCCAUCCACCUGAACAAUUACCUAUUGCAACGAAUGAAGUUAGUCCCAUUGUACAUUUAGUCAUCAAAGAUACUAUUAAUCUAAAUGAAUUAUUUGCUUUUCUAUCAUAUGUUCCUCAACUUCAUCGUUUAUCUAUUGAUAGUCUAUCUACAUGAACAAUUCAACACAUUAUUGGUCGAUUUAAACAAUAUUCUUGGUAUGAAUCUCAAUGA
This is a messenger RNA of Rotaria sordida, 759 nucleotides long. Lineage: Eukaryota; Metazoa; Rotifera; Eurotatoria; Philodinida; Philodinidae. The record is from the annotation of a GenBank genome assembly.